Molecule: messenger RNA, 1164 nt
Organism: Symbiodinium sp. CCMP2592
Lineage: Eukaryota; Dinophyceae; Suessiales; Symbiodiniaceae
Source: the annotation of a GenBank genome assembly
AUGGACAAUGUCUGCAUGAUGAUGCUUGAAGAAUCAGCCCCGAAAGGCCUCGAAGGGCCCUUGAAAGGCCAUGGAGGUCAUGGCGAGAUCCGUUUCGACGAGAGGCUCUUAUCUGCUGACUUGGAUUCCAUUCAACACCUCAACUCCGCCGGCUUGUUCGUGAACGAAGCCGCCAGCUUGCGCCACUUGUUGCACAACCGGAAUAUCCAGGCCACUUCCUUUGCUGUGGGCCGGUUGCGCUGGGCCUACUCGAAGCAGAAUGCUCUCGAGAUGGGCUCCAUUGGAAUGGUUCCCAAAGGGGAGCUCGCCUGGGAACUUCAGGUUCCACGGAUGCUGGCCGAGGCAACAUCGCAGUUGCAGAAUCGUUCGAGACAGGAGGACAACGCUCCCUUGCCGUGUCUGUGCACGCUUCACUUCGACUUCUCCAUUGUCCAGCCGCUCUACCAGUCUUUGCCAGCCAGCCGUGUUCUAGGUUUUGCGAUUCUCCGAAAUCCACUCCAGCGCUAUUUGUCACACUUUCACUUUGCCAGACGAUUAGACUGGACAGCUCGGUUGAGAAUUCGUCGGCUGAAUCCGGUCCAGUACCUCUAUGAUCCGGCUGCGCUGCUGGACACCUUGAUGGUGUGGCAGGAUGGCAUGGCUGGCACUGCCUGGUUGAGCGGUCUGUCGGUACACGUGGGUGCUGGCUCCACGAGGCAAGAGGCCGACAAUGCAAGGAUGCGGGCCAUGUUCAGGAAUCGAACCGCAACUCUUGUGCAGGCGGUGCAGAACUAUCACAAGCUCACUUUCGUUGGUCUCUUGGAGGAUCUUGAAGGAUCCCUGCGUUUGCUUCGCACAGCUCUGCGAUGGUCCCGGGCUCCGUAUUUCCAACAUCUUAAUGUGGGGGACACGCAGAAGUUGCGCAGUGAAGAGUUAGUCGAGAUUGAAAUGGCGCUCCGUGUGUUGACUCCCAUGGAUAUGUGGCUUUAUUCGUACGUGAGUGCCGACUUCCGAGCUCGCUUGGCAGCUUUGGAUGUGGGAGCUGUUUACUGUCGCGCAGGAAGCGACGUACCGCAGGUUCGGGUUCCAGCGGACGACGAGCUCGGAGGUUGCAUCGCCUCGCGCAGCGCCGUUACAUGCGGUGCCGACGUUUUCGAGGGACAGCCCCAGAAGAAACAAGAGUGA